Molecule: messenger RNA, 3147 nt
Organism: Lottia gigantea (owl limpet)
Lineage: Eukaryota; Metazoa; Mollusca; Gastropoda; Lottiidae
Exons: 21
Coding region: 1-3147 (1048 amino acids)
Biological process (GO): protein O-linked glycosylation
Molecular function (GO): protein N-acetylglucosaminyltransferase activity; protein binding
Source: RefSeq, a predicted model, not a curated record
AUGAUUCUACUCACAGGGCUGGCUGAAUUAGCCCACAGAGAAUAUCAAGCUGGUGAUUAUGAAAACUCUGAACAACAUUGUAUGCAGUUAUGGGAUCAAGAACCUGACAAUACUGGAGUAUUAUUAUUAUUAAGUUCUAUUCACUUUCAAUGUAGGCGAUUAGACAGAUCUGCACAUUUUAGCAAGUUAGCUAUACAGAUUAAUCCAAUGUUAGCUGAAGCCUACUCUAAUUUAGGCAAUGUUUUUAAAGAAAGAGGACAACUACAAGAAGCUUUAGAUAAUUAUAGACAUGCUGUAAGAUUAAAGCCUGAUUUUAUUGAUGGAUAUAUUAAUCUAGCAGCAGCCUUGGUAGCAGCAGGAGAUAUGGAACAUGCUGUACAGGCUUAUGUCACUGCAUUACAGUAUAAUGCUGAUUUGUAUUGUGUGAGAAGUGAUCUUGGUAACUUAUUGAAAGCAUUAGGAAGAUUGGAUGAGGCCAAGGCUUGUUAUUUGAAGUCAAUAGAAACCUGUCCAAACUUUGCUGUAGCAUGGAGUAAUUUAGGUUGUGUGUUUAAUGCACAAGGUGAAAUAUGGUUAGCAAUUCACCAUUUUGAGAAGGCUGUGGCUUUAGAUCCUAAUUUUCUUGAUGCCUAUAUCAACCUUGGUAACGUUUUAAAAGAAGCUAGAAUAUUUGAUAGAGCUGUAGCAGCUUAUUUAAGAGCACUAAAUCUAAGUCCUAAUCAUGCUGUAGUUCAUGGCAAUUUGGCCUGUGUUUAUUAUGAACAAGGGUUAAUUGAUCUAGCUAUAGAUACCUAUAAACGAGCUAUAGAAUUACAACCUAAUUUCCCUGAUGCCUACUGUAAUCUAGCUAAUGCUCUAAAAGAAAAGGGACAGGUGAAAGAAGCAGAAGAAUGUUAUAAUAAAGCAUUAUUACUAAGUCCUACCCAUGCUGAUUCUCUCAACAAUCUAGCUAAUAUUAAACGUGAACAAGGACAUACAGAAUUAGCUGUAGAAUUAUAUCUGAAAGCCUUGGAGGUGUAUCCAGAGUUUGCUGUUGCUCAUUCUAAUUUAGCUAGUGUACUCCAACAACAAGGAAAACUUCAUGAAGCUUUACGUCAUUAUAAAGAAGCUAUUAGGAUAUCACCAACAUUUGCUGAUGCAUAUUCCAAUAUGGGUAAUACAUUGAAAGAGAUGCAAGAUAUAAAAGGAGCUUUAGGGUGUUACACUAGAGCAAUUAAAAUAAAUCCAGCCUUCGCUGAUGCCCAUAGUAAUUUAGCUUCUAUUCAUAAGGAUUCUGGUAACAUACCUGAAGCUAUUGCCUCUUAUAGAACAGCAUUAAAAUUAAAACCUGAUUUUCCUGAUGCUUAUUGUAACCUAGCUCAUUGUCUACAGAUUGUGUGUGAUUGGUCAGACUAUAGUAAAAGAAUGAAGAGGUUGGUUCAGAUUGUACAAGAUCAACUAGAGAAGAAUAGAUUACCAUCAGUACACCCUCAUCAUAGUAUGUUAUAUCCUCUAACACAUGGUAUGAGAAAAGCAAUAGCAGCUAGACAUGCCAGUCUGUGUCUUGAAAAGAUUAAUGUGCUACAUAAACCACCUUAUCAACACAGUAAGAGUCGAGAUGAAGGUAGUAGAUUAAAGAUUGGUUAUGUUAGUUCUGAUUUUGGUAAUCAUCCUACAUCUCACUUAAUGCAGAGUAUCCCAGGACAACAUGAUACUUCUAGAGUUGAGGUAUUUUGUUAUUCUUUAAGUCCUGAUGAUAAUACAACUUUCAGAGCCAAAUUAGUACGAGAAGUUGAACAUUUUGUUGAUUUAUCUCAGAUACCAUGUAAUGGUAAAGCAGCUGAUAAGAUCUAUUCUGAUGGUAUAGAUAUAUUGAUUAAUAUGAAUGGUUAUACCAAAGGAGCUAGGAAUGAAUUAUUUGCACUUCGACCUGCACCUAUACAGGUUAUGUGGCUAGGUUAUCCAGGUAGUAGUGGUGCCUCAUUUAUGGAUUAUCUCAUUACUGACAGAGUUACCUCCCCAUUGUCUCUAUGUGACCAGAAUUCUGAAAAACAAGCAUUUAUGAGGGACACAUUUUUUAUUGGUGACCACAAAAACAUGUUCCCUCACAUGAGAACCAAAAUAGUAGUGCGAUCAAGUGAUGGUGUAAUUAAAUUGAACAAUAUUAUAUUAAAUGGUGUUGAUUUAGAACCUAUUAGGAAAUUAGCAACUAAAACCGAGUAUAUUAAAAUUCAAUGUUUACAUGGUCGUACCACUGAUGGUCCUAAUGGAGAAGCUGCAGAACUAACUACAGAAGUUAUAGAUUUACCACAGGAAGUUAUCAAUGCAUUUGAGUUAUUAGUAAAAGAAAGUCAAGCUAGUGCUACUAUACAAGAUGUCGUUGUUCAAAAUGGUCUUACUACUAGCAUGGUGAAGUUUAGGUUGAAAAAUGCCAUAUUUAUGUCCACUAACAUAAUAUAUAUAUUUCAGACUGAUAAUAAAACAGCUACUGGUGAAGAAGUACCUCAGAAUAUAAUACUAUCAUGUCGUAGUCAAUAUAGAUUACCAGAAGAUGCUAUUAUAUACUGUAAUUUUAAUCAACUGUAUAAAAUAGACCCUGCUACCCUAGAGAUGUGGUUAGAGGUAUUAAAACAAGUACCUAAUAGUUAUUUAUGGUUAUUACGCUUUCCAGCUGUAGGAGAACCCAAUAUAGUUCGUUGGGCACAGAAUUUUGGAAUUCAACAAAACAGAUUUAUUUUCUCAAACGUUGCUCCUAAGGAGGAACAUGUAAGACGUGGUCAGUUAGCUGAUAUAUGUUUAGAUACACCAUUAUGUAAUGGACAUACUACUGGUAUGGAUAUAUUAUGGGCUGGUACACCAAUGGUUACUCUUCCUGGUGAAACCUUAGCCUCUAGAGUGGCUUCCUCACAACUACACGCAUUAGGUUGUCCUGAAUUAGUGGCUAAAUCUAGAGAAGACUAUGUUAGAAUAGCAGCUGAAUUGGGCAAUAAUCCUAAAAGAUUACAAGCUAUGCAAGCUAAAGUUUAUCUAGCUAGAACUAUGAGUCCACUGUUUAAUACCAAAAUUUAUGCGUCUAAUUUAGAAGAUUUAUAUGAGAGAAUGCUAUCUAGAUAUGAUAAGGGUAUGGAACCUGAUCAUAUUAUGGGAGAAAUGAAUGGUGAAAAAUAA